CGAGGAAAAGCCCGUGGGGUGGCUCGGCGGCAACCCAGCGAGGCUGGGCUCGGCUCACCUUGAAGUCGUUGCCGCUGAGAUCCACGCCGCGGACGAACGGCAACACCCCGGUGGCCUCCAUGGCGGCGCCGCUCUGCUGCCGGGCCGGGAGGGAGCUAGGGGCCGCCCCGAGAGCCGCGGGCUGGGCUAGCGCCGGCCCCGCCCCUUUAACCCGCCCGCACCCGGAGUCUGCGCACCUGGACCGCACACUCCACGGGAAGUGUAGGCCCGGCUGGUCCGCGAGGGUGUGGCGGUGGCUGUAGGACCCUCGAGGCCUCAGUUUCCCAGUCUUUUUCGGGUACUGGAGAGACCUCCAGGAGUCUGGGCGCUCCUUGUGCUCAGGUUGGAGGCUUCCACAACCUCCAAGUUUCAGUCUCAGCGUCCGGGGCCGCUGACGUUGACCUUAUUCCGGGAGAGAUUCCGGACCCGUUAGGCUCUGCAUCAGACAGGUGGUAGUAAGACAUUUGAGUUCUCGGUUUCUUACGCUUAUGCUUCUGCCUUCAAUUUCCUCAUCGAUAGACAGUUUCCUAAGGUUGUUGCUAGAAGCAAAUGCAUGUGUAGCUUGCAGCAUACAGCAGGUACUCAAUAUUCGUGGCAGGUUAUUAUUAUUUUCGCUUGUGUCAACACUUUCUCCUCUCUUACUUAUUGGUUUGUUUCGUAAGAAGAAGCGUCCCUCCUGGGCCAUCUGUUUGUGGCUGUCUUGUUGGAAUCUGCACACAGUAAGUGCCCAGUAAAUGAGCCACAGCUGUUCUACGCACAAAUCUACUUCACAGGGGUGAGGGGGGUGGUGACAUCUAACAUCCCAGUUAUACAGGAGAGAAAACAGGCCUGGGGGAAGAAAGUCCCACAAAAGGUCUCCCGGAGCAGUAGGCAGGGGUUGGCUUUUUAGCCACAUUGUGUGCCGCGCGGCCCAAUAGGUAAUAGCGAGGGGGAAAAUAUAGGACUUUGGGACAGGUGCGGUCUGUCUGUCACACAACGGCCCAGUUGUUGGCUCGGAAUGCUGCCUACACCUUUAAAUCCGGACUUCGUUGGAGAGUCCCGUCCCCGUGGGAGCGUGGUCGAUCUGUCAUUGGCUGAGCCGCGCAGUAUUUUGGAACGUGUGCGCUGGAGUCUAGCGCUCGGAUUGGAGUGAAGACCUGCUUGUCUGCGUGCCUCCGGGGUCAGUGGCCGCCCCGGGGCCUCGGCGUUCGGUUCCCAGGUCCUCCACCUUCCAUUCUCAAGCAGGUCUGGCCAUCAGGGCCCCGCGAACCCGCUGUGUCCUCUGGUGGAUGAGCUGAGACCGAGACGCAGGUGCUGCACUUGGUUCCCAGGGCCUCAGCGUCCUUACUUGUGAAUGGACCCGUAACAGGCCCAUCUGUGGGCAGCUGCGUGACCGGCUUAGCCCUGGCCCAGGGCAGGAGGGUUUGGCUAACCCAGAGGACAGGCGGCAUCCAGGACCUAGCUGCUCAGGACGGAUCAUGGCAGAGUUCUCCCAGAAGCGGGGAAGGCAUCGUGGUGAUGAGGCCCUGGGCAGCGCUGUGGACUUCCUCCUGGCCAACGCCCGCCUGGUCUUAGGUGUGGGCGGGGCUGCUGUGCUGGGCAUUGCUACCUUGGCAGUGAAGCGGCUCAUUGACAGGGCCACUAGCCCUCGGGAUGAAGAUGAUGCUAAGGGAGACAGCUGGAAGGAACUAAACCUGCUGAAGGCCACACCACACCAACAGCCCCAGCCCCCACCUGUUUCGCUCAGCCAGCCGGUGUCGCUCCCAGCCCCCUUGCCCUCUGCCCCAGAGAGUCCCACAGAUACCAAUCCUCAGAAGUCACCUCAACUCAGCUCCCCAGUACCACUGUGUCUGACAUUCCAGGAGAAGUUACUGGCAUUUGAGCAGGAACAUGUGGUUAUUCCAGCAGCUCAUGUGGCUUUGGCCAAACAGCUGGCCGGUGACAUUGCCCUGGAGCUACAGGCCUACCUGCAGAACAAGUUCCCAGAACUGCCCUUUGGGCCACUUGUGCCUGGUGGGCCACUCUAUGAUGGGCUACAGGCAGGGGCUGCUGAGCAUGUGCGCCUCCUGACACCGCUGCUGCUAGAGCCAGACCUGUGGAGUCUGGUGCCUGGCAUGGACACUGUGGCCAGGGACCCUCGCUGCUGGGCGGUGCGCAGGACUCAGCUUGAGUUUCACCCCCGAGGGAGCAGCCCCUGGGACCGCUUCCUGGUAGGUGGCUACCUCUCCUCCCGUGUCUUACUAGAGUUGCUCCGCAAGGCCCUGGUUGCCUCUGUCAACUGGCCAGCCAUUGGUAGCCUGCUCGGAUGUCUGAUCCGGCCCAGUGUGGCCUCAGAGGAGCUGCUGCUGGAGGUGCAGCACGAGCGCCUGGAGCUCACUGUGGCUGUGCUUUUGGCAGUCACUGGAGCCCACUCUGACAACCACCUCCUCCUGGCCUGGCCCCUGGAGGGGCUGGCUGGGAAUCUCUGGCUUCAGGACCUAUAUCCGGCAGAGGCUGCCAGGUUGCAGGCCCUGGAUGACCAUGAUAUUGGCACUCGCCAGAGGCUGUUGCUGCUACUGUGUGGUGUGUGUCGUGGCCACCCAGCCCUGGGGCAAUUGGGCCGGAGCCACCUGACCCAGGUGGUUCUUCGUCUGGGGGAAGAGGAAGUGGACUGGGCCGAGGAGGCCCUCGGGGAGCGCUUUCUGCAGGCCCUGGAGUUGCUCAUCAGCAGCCUGGAGCAGGCCAGUCUGCCCUGUCACUUCAACCCCAGUGUGAACCUCUUGGAUGGUUUACGGGAGGAAGAGAUUGAUAGCAUUGGUUAUGCACUAUACAGUGGUCUACAGGCACCUGAGGGGCUGCUUUAGGUGGGUGGGGACCAGGUAGCCAGGAUGUUUUCUGAUAUUGGUGAUCUGUACUCAUCUCCUUCCCAGGGAAUUGCAGUGGGUUUUUUGUUUGCUUUUAGUCAGAACACAGGAGAGUACAUUACCUAGGCCCACAGGAUGGGCAUAUGCCUGGGCUAUGGUCCCUGGGAUCACUGAGCCUGGAGAGCUUGGGUAACUGUCACCUGAGUGUAACUGGGCUGCCCUGGGCAGCUUGGAGCGCAGCCACUUACUCAGGUGUCCCUCAGGCCUUUGGGAUGACCCAGGACCUGUGGUCAGUCCAUAUCACCAGCAGCGAAUCCACUGAGAAUGUGGCUUCUCCAUCCCAACCAGCUCCAUUUUUCUGCCACAACAGAAAUUUAUUGUUUUUUUCAGGCAACAGUGCCAGGCAUCCUGGGGGAAUCUAAGCAUCAUGUGUUUGUUCCCUCCCUGGGUGCUGGAGUUACCUGGUAUCCUGGAGGCCAGCUUUUUGUUUUAUUUUUUGAUACCAGGGAUUGAAUCCAGGGGCACUUAACCACUGAGCCACAUCCCCAGCCCUUUUUAUUUUUUGAGACAUAGUCUUACUAAGUUGCUGAGGCUGGAUUUGAACUUGGGAUCCUCCUGCUUCAGUCUCCCCUCCCACAGGUGUGCACUACUACACCUGGGUAGAGGUCAGCUUUUGGCUAUUGAAGGUUAGUGUUUUCCUUAUGUCUUCUGUAUUUGUUUUUCUUGUUGAAUUCUACUCUGGAAAGAACUGCUGCCCACCGGAUACCUCAGUGAAGGUUCUUUUCCCUCCAGCUAGGUGAGUUUUCUCCUCAGGUAGCAGAGGCCCACAGCCAAAGCUGUACCACAAUAGCUGCUCCUGGGCGCCACUGGAAAGCAGAGGACACGCCCUCCCCAGAGGCCUGUGUGUUGACCUGGCCUCUUUAGUGUGCCAAAAUGAACUCUCAGCGGAUGUCUGUAUUCUGACCUUGUAGCCUGGCCAAGGUAACAGGGGCUGGAGGAAGGAGACUGCCUCCCCUCCUACCUCUGGUAUCCCUUGUGUCGAAGCAAAGCUUUGUGUUGAAGAAUGUGAGCAAGAAUAAAAGGAAAGAUUCUCAUGUGUGUGUGAUCUUU
Molecule: messenger RNA, 3971 nt
Organism: Sciurus carolinensis (gray squirrel)
Lineage: Eukaryota; Metazoa; Chordata; Mammalia; Rodentia; Sciuridae
Gene: Mief2
Product: mitochondrial elongation factor 2
Exons: 5
Coding region: 1497-2861 (454 amino acids)
Biological process (GO): positive regulation of mitochondrial fission; mitochondrion organization
Cellular component (GO): mitochondrial outer membrane
Source: RefSeq, a predicted model, not a curated record